UCACAGGAUUUUACAGCGUGUCAUUGUGUGCAGCAUUUCCCUCCUUCUAUCAUACGUAAAAUAUUACCAGGCUUAUCACGCACAGCCGGCUAAUGAUACGUCAUUACAGGAAAUUGGAAAUUUAAAACAUACCUUUAUUGAAAUGUGUGAUAUAAAGUAUUAACUUGAUCUUAAUGCCUGUGUAGAUCAGUAUCAAUGGAAGAAAAAAGGUAAAGACACGAUUCGCUCUGAUAAAGUGGCAGCCUGGUCGGUUUAAUGACAUUUUAAGAACUUCAUUUGAAUAUCCCAUCGAGCCUAAUGAGGGAUACAUCCUCUCCCCCCGGAGCUAAAGUCCUGUCUCUGUGGGAACCGGCUGAUAGCAGGUAGACUUUGCCCUGAAGGGGAAGAGACACUACAGGAAGAGCAGCGGGGCAGACUCCUGGCCGUCACAGCCGAGAUCUACAAACUUUUCCAGGAAUGGACCGUAAUAAAGGAAUUAGCAGGGAUGAGGCAUAUGAAGCUCGUCCCCCUCCGUAUAACAUAGAUGACUAUAAUAGACAAAAUACCUACACAGGGAUGAGCUAUCAGGUGGGGAAGGGGAAUAUUGCAGUGGUUUCCCCUCCUACCACCUACAAUAACAUGGUCCAUCAUGAGGCCGCAGCUGAAGGCGCCCAAGACCUCAAUCCCCCGCCCGACUACUCCAGCGGCAUUGAGGAAAGCGUCUUUUCUGACAGUACCAUCAGACGAGGUUUCAUAAGGAAAGUCUACUUGACCUUGAUGGUUCAGCUGCUGGUGACUGUCGGGAUCAUCUGUGCUUUUCUUUACUGGGAGGAUCUCAAAGAAUGGACAUAUGAAAACUCCUGGUUCACCUAUAGCAUGAUGCCGGCAACGUUCGUGCUCAUCUUGGCCUUGGCCUGCUGCGACAACCUCCGCCGUCGAGUCCCCCUCAAUUUCAUCGCCCUGGGUCUGUUUACUAUUGUAGAGGGCCUCAUGCUUGGAUCCCUGGCAGUGUUUUUUGAAGCUGAAGCUGUCAUGUGGGCAGUGGGGGCCACAGCACUGGUGUCCUUCUCCUUGAGUGUAUUUGCCAUGCAGUCAAAGUGGGACUUCACCGCCAAAAGUGGGUGCCUGUGGGUGUUUGCUUGGACCCUCCUUUCGUUCGGAUUGCUUUGUGCAAUCCACCGAUCGCAGUAUCUUUACAUCGUGUACGCCUGCCUGGGAACCUUGCUGUUUUCUUUUUACUUGGUGUUUGAUACCCAGCUUAUCCUGGGAGGGAAGAACAGGAAGUAUGAAAUCUCUCCAGAGGAGUAUGUGUUCGCUGCUCUCAACCUCUAUUUGGACAUCGUCUCCCUGUUCCUGCUGCUGCUGCAGCUCAUCAGCCUCUGCCGCUGACACACAACCUCAAUGGCAUCCACCUCACAGCAUCACUGAAGCCUCUGUUAGUCCUGCAGGAAUGGGCUACUACAGUAAUCUAUCAGCGAUGCUGUUUGAAAGUCACACUUCAGGGUUCAUGUUAUGCUUAAUUUGAAAAUGUUACGCUGCAUUAGUGUGCACUUCUGCCCAAUUUGCUUUGUAUAGUUUUUUACUGAAAGGCCACUGUAGCAGGAAACUUAAAUCUUUACCCAGUCUUGCUGUUAACAAAAAUAACAUUUGAAUCAUUUGUCCUGAAGUUAAAAUGCAGCUCUAGAUUCUUAAAUCUGAACUCACUCCAUGAAAUGACAGAAUGUGUCUGCUUCAGCACUGCCACCAAACAGGACCAGUGCUCUGUUCGUCUUCUCCACUCUGAAUAAAGAUUUCUCACUGACGCAGUAAAA
This is a messenger RNA of Notolabrus celidotus (New Zealand spotty), 1790 nucleotides long. RefSeq lists its product as uncharacterized. The record is from RefSeq and is a predicted model, not a curated record. Bases 457 to 1368 code for a protein of 303 amino acids. Lineage: Eukaryota; Metazoa; Chordata; Actinopteri; Labriformes; Labridae. The transcript has 11 exons. Gene Ontology annotation, cellular component: membrane.